Molecule: messenger RNA, 696 nt
Organism: Vairimorpha ceranae
Lineage: Eukaryota; Fungi; Microsporidia; Nosematidae
Product: signal peptidase-like protein
Exons: 1
Coding region: 1-696 (231 amino acids)
Cellular component (GO): cytoplasm
Source: RefSeq, a predicted model, not a curated record
AUGAGAUAUUUGUAUACAUUUGUACAGCAUUGUCCAGCAGUAUGGUCUGAAAAUGAUGAAACAUGGGAUGAAAGACGAAUUUCAUGGAAAACAAUAGGGAGCCAACUUAUACAACAUCCAAGAGAAGUAGCAUUAAAAAAUGAUAAAUUAAAAAUUUUACUCGAUAAAUUUUUUAACGAAAACUUCUUUUUACCUAAAGUGUGUUACUUUGUUAUAGAAUAUAAAAGUGGAAGAUUAGAUGUAGGUUAUGAUAGUAAUCUUUAUGAGCCAAAUGCUUAUGUAAUAUUAGAAGCAGAUAGAGGAGAAGAUUGUGGUAAAAUACUGGGUAUAACAUCAGAAAGUAGAUUUAAUUUCAUAUAUCAUAAAUUAAAAGAAGCUGCUAACGAAAUUGAAGCCAAAAAAAUAUUAAGAUACGCUACAGAUGAAGAUAUUUAUGAUCUUGUAACAAGGGAACAGGAUGAAAUUGACAGCUUGGAAAAGUGUAGAGAUUUAGUUACAGCCAAUAAUAUUAAUAUGGAAAUAUUAAGUUGUGAAUAUCAAUGGGAUAAAAAGAAGAUCACAUUCUAUUUUAGAAGUUCCAAAAGGAUAGAUUUUAGAGAAUUGUUAAAAGAUCUUUUUAAAUUAUUUAAAAUAAGGAUUUGGCUUUGCGCAGAAAAGAAAUCGAUAAAUAUUUUACUAAAAAGUUUACUAGACUAA